This is a messenger RNA of Giardia duodenalis, 6048 nucleotides long. RefSeq lists its product as uncharacterized. The transcript has a single exon. NCBI's taxonomy places the organism in Eukaryota, Fornicata, Diplomonadida, Hexamitidae. The record is from RefSeq and is a predicted model, not a curated record. Bases 1 to 6048 code for a protein of 2015 amino acids.
AUGAAUAAUCAUGAUUCCAGCUGCAAGGAUCUGAGCAGCGUUAUAGCAGACAGCGAGACCAUAGAAGAGAGCAUUCCUAAUUACGUCUUAUUAAAAUAUGUCCUUUAUGAGGCCCUCAAGCGAGUUGUAGAGGAGCUUCCCCGUAAGGGCCAGAUUAACCCAGCAACACGCUCGAUCUUGAUUCUUUCCAAGAUUAGAACUUUGCUGAGUUUUCUGAAGCAUCUUUUACCGAUAUACUCGACACACUCGCGAGAUAUUAUUUCCAAGGGCAAGCAACUUAUUCUUUCCCGGUGGGCUUCGUCCCAUGACCACUAUCGGGUUCUGCGCUCGGUGGAUGAGUUUCCAGUUACUUUCACUGAAGUACACGGCUUCUAUGACCCCAUUUACGCGGUUGACCGGGCAAUCGUCAUGCUCUCGGGGCCGCCCGGGACAAGAUUGACCCGGUGGCCAUUCUAUUCCACCCCCAUUAGUAUGUUGCAGGCAUCAAAGGAACGGUACAAAUCACUCAUACACGGACAAUAUAAGCGUGCCACAACCGAGGAAGUAGUUCGUUACAUGGUACGAGAGUUGAAGCCUGCGGGGAUGUCCUUGGCUGUAAGUGGCGCUAGGGUUGCCGUAAAAACAGACUUCUACCGGUGCGUUUUUGUUACUGAUAUAAACUUUUAUCUCAAUAGCGGGAUUGACUUUCUACCUAUGGAGCUUAUGAAGCUCCAGUUCUACCCGGCAGAGCUAGCACAGAAUACAAUAAUGAUAAGUUCUAUUACAGAGUGCAUACAGGAGAAGUUGCAGCGUGUACGUAAGAGUCUCGAGAUGACCUCUAUUCGUCCUACUGAUACGCGCUUCUACAUGGUCCACUCGAUUAUUUGUGACUUUAUUUCAUCAAGAGCUGCCUCGACGAUGGUGACACAGCUUGCCAUGUACAAGGCCUCCAAUCAGAACUCUGCUUUUCAAGCAAGGGCAAGCUUCUACCGGAGAGCUCCCAACGCUUACGGUGUUCAGCUACAAGAUGCGCUCCAUGAAAUCGCUGUUCCCUCGUUUCAUCAUUUCUUUGAUAAACAUAAACAUAGGCUAUUGCAGCCCUGCUUUGCUGUCAUUUUUCGUUUGACAGUAUGGAGCAAUUCGUUGAUUGAGAAGGUAUACGAACUUGGGGGCUGUAUGCUUGAGGACGUCGGCCUUUUCUAUCCACACAUAGACCUAAAGUAUAUGAUCGGUUAUUCUGUAGAUGAGGAUACCUCCUUGACUGCAGUAAAGAGCUUGGCAUUGGGUGUCGGGAAAGGAUCCCACCAAACAAUCGGUCACAUUCUUACCCUUUAUCAGCAGACAAAGCGGAAAGAUAACUAUGCUAUUUUCUUCUUCCGGCCUGUAUACACUUAUCCGUUUGGGCUUAUUCAGCUGCUUUCAGAUACACGUGUCAAGCACAGAAAAGGCCCAGACUUCGCCGAGUAUCUUGAUGUGACAAGAAUCCCAUACUACUCUACGGACAGUACGGACCUAUCUACACGCAGCCAAUCCAGCGUUUUUCUUUUUCGCUUCAUCAUGUCGUUACAUUCGCAGCUUUCUUCACAUAUCAACAUACCUCUCGUAGAUUUCUAUAAUCAUUUUAAGGUAAUAUUGGCUAACAAUACUUUCCUGGUAGAUGCCACCAGGGAAGGACUCCAGGCAGAAAUAUCUUCCGUUGAAAUUGUUCUCGAUGCAUCUCUCGGACUUGCCGUCUCUAUCAUAAGCCCUGGAGGUGAUGGACGCCUCCAGCUUACUUUCCAGAUAAAAGGGGCGGAUGUUACUAAAAUUGUUCAGCGUAUCUUUUCUGCAGCUAUCUACUCCUAUACGGAUACCAUUGUGGACUUCAUGUCAGAUUUUGCUAGGUACUUCUUUCUGAUAAGUGACUUGUCUGCAGGAAAUACGGAACCCCAUUUCUCCAAGUUGCAGUUCGAGGAACUGCAGGCGCAGCCGCAGGCUAAUAGGUAUCUGGUACUCGAGGGCAUAGAUCCAACAACAGUGUUUAGCCUUCCUCCCACGGAUACAACGAAGUCUCUUUACACUGAGAAGGUUUAUAAGGCGCUGCGAAAGUUUAACUACCUUCUUCGCACAUGCCGGUUUUCUAUGGAGAUACCCCACACACAGUAUUCGCUCUUUGGAGCCGACAUCAAGUCCUUUAAAACCAACGAGGGAGACUCCAUGAAUAGCUUGAACUCGUCGCUAUUUAUGUCCAUUGAAAACAUUUCUGAACAGUUGAAUUACUACCACGGAGGCUACUUUAUUCCAACUCCCAUUCCUCAUGCACAUGUGGCGGUGGCUAUGUGGGACAAAAGCGUUCGUUUUUACAGCGAAUUUCUGAAGGAAAGCAUGUCUGUUAAAAGCCCUAUUACAGAUAUGACCAUUCAACAGAAAGCAGAGUGCUGCGUCUUCGUGGCACUAGCCUACUCAUUACCAAACAUUAUCAGCCCUUCGGGCCUUCUAAGCGCCAAACCCUCAGGCGCAUGGGCAGGCUCUGUAAUCAAAUCCAUUCCAAUCAACUCUGCAUAUCUAAAGUAUCUCAGAUGCAAUCCUGCAUAUGAGUCUGACUUCUUAGCAACGUAUGCGUUUCUGAAUACCACUGUCACAACGUGUCGUGUCUCUGGGAGCGCUAUGUGCCUCUCCAAACUAUAUGGUAUAGUGGCUCAUAUCGACAGUUUGCUAUGGCACAGAGCGAUUGAGCGCCUUCUUCUAGGAUACAAUCCCUCGGUGAUUCUGGAGAGUAACAAGGCCUGCAGCGAGUGCAAACGGUUUCGUCAGUUUAUUCAGAGGACAUCAGCGCAUGGUGAUGUGAGUCAGGAGUCUGAACUAACAAUACAGUUGUUUACGCUAUUGCUUAACCGAUCGCCCUCAUAUUCUGCUCUUCCAUACAGACUUCGUAUCGUCUAUCGGACACUGCCUAACUCAACUGAAGGAGCGUUUUCUGCCAAAGGUUCAAGUGUACUUAAUACUAUGCUUAUUCCACAACUACGACAGUGUAAGGCAUGCAACUGUGAUCUAAAAAACCCAUGUCGUAGCAAGGCUGCUUCUGCACUUGAGCUGCAUCUUAUUCUAUACACUACCCCACCAGAUGAAGCCAAUCCCGAUUCAACUGGAGAAGUGGAGCGGUCAAUUGCUAUUUAUAAUGGGCGGGCCAGCUACAGCCUUGUCUCAAGAGCACUUCUGACAAUCGCACCGACCAUUUGCUGUCAACUCUUUGCAAAGGCGAUGAUCGACAACCUCCCUCUGCACAUCUAUUUACAGCGUAGUGAGAAGGCUCUUCAGACACAGAGUUCCAUGCAGCGUCAACGGGCCACCGAGGUAGACUUUCGGGCGUUCACGCGACGAGACCUUGUCCUUUUGUUAUUCAAUCUGCGAAACUAUAUUAUGAAAACUCGUGAGCUUCAAUUUAAUUAUCAGUCAUUCAUUAGUUACAUACUAGAUCCAGAUGUCAUACCGACCAACGUUAAACUUAACGGAUGCACCCCAGAGCAGCAUAAGAUGUUUAUCAAGCUGAUUGCUCUCCAUCAGGACUUUGUGUCUAAGCGGAGCUUGCGACGGUGCAUCUAUUCAUUUAAGCUUCCAGGACAAAAGAUUCCAUUGAUACCAUUCAUUCCUUCGCAGAGGCUGUUUGGACAUCAGGGAGCAGGAUCGGAGCACUCCCUAUCUGCAUCUGAUCAUCGUGUGCGAGAGCUAUCCUAUCUUAAUUUCAUGCCAGGUAGUCAACUCAAGCAGCAAGCAAAGAUUUGGAGCGACAACAAAGUAAGCGCUUCCCAAGGUCUACAAGAGUCUUUAGUCAAAGUGCCAGGCCUGCCACUUGAGCAUUAUUAUAACAUCGUCGAAGAAGAGGAGGCCAUCGUCAUCUUUACUGCAACCAGUCUUGCACACUUGAUAACGCAGCACUCCUAUCGCCUUGACGAUGCCUGGAGUAAGACUGAUAAUAGGAGCGACAAGAGGUCCAAACCUCAGCAGAUAUACACCCAUACUUUAGAAUUCCCCGGGGGAUACCUUAAUCCGGAACAGCUUUCAUGCUUUUUAUUGCGUGAGCCGUCUAAUAAAGGAUUGGGACCUGAGCACAAUAAGCAAACACGGCAGCUACUCAAUUGCCUCUUUGGGAGAGUGUAUGAAAAUGCACGGCUUCUUGGUGUUAUCUUUCGCAUGGCGUACAUGCCUACCACAUUCUUUGAAAACAGGCUCUUGCUUGAGCCGUUGGAUACAUAUGCAACUACUGAGCCUCACUGCAUAAAGCUUGCCGGCAUGGAGAGGGAGUUUGUUGCAACGACAACCAUAGAGGCUACAGAUUCGCUAAGGGCACGGAUUAGUACUCAGCGAGAGACCUUUGAGCGGGCUUGGCCGCAGAGCCAGGAAAGCAAAUAUCAGCCUGACAAGAGCGCCACGUCCCACGUUAAGCUAACCGAUUCUCUCUCGCCAAUGGUGGUCUCUGGCGCCCUGCACUACAAGAGAAUCACCAAUACCAUGGCCAAGCAGACGCAGGUUGAUCCACUACCCGGUCACACAGGGCUCCUUCACCUGAGUGUACGAAUGCUAUGCUAUACUAAUCCGUCUGUUUUGCAAAAUGGUCCACAAAGCUUUUACAUUCUCUUUGAUCUCAAUCCUCCGUCCAUCUAUACACAGCUGACUGCGGUUGAGGAGCCCUCUGGCUAUGACUAUAUAGGGGACACUACAUCGUUUCCUGAAACGGUGCACCUGUGGUUGGCACGCUCAGGUGGCGAUGGCAUACCGGUGUUUGCUCCCAGACACUUGCGGUACAAGCUAGCAUUCGAUGCCCCUGCAUUUCGGUACGUUAAAGCGUACUCUAAUGGAGUGGGCCAUUAUCUUAUGCGAUACUACAACAACGAAGUUCUGCCAGUUAUCUCCCUAGGAAGCCUGUACAAGCAGUUCGAUGAAGCCCUUGUUCCCUACUUUAACUGUAAUUUGAUUGGAUCCACUUCACUGGAUGACCAACGGCGUCUUGUAGCUGACAUUCGCAUGAAGAAAGCCUUUAGAGUUUGCCUAGGCCUUUUAGAUUUAUCAGAGAAGGGCGACUUGCUUACUCUUCUCCGCACAUUUACCCUAGAGAAGGAGCGUAUGCAGGCGAUAGCCAAAAACGACCAGGUUUCUUUCUCCCUCAUCCAGAGCAAUGGGCGUAUUAAGCCAAUUUUCGCGAGAAUGUAUGCACGCAUGCACAGCCUUUUGAAGUCAUACCACGAUACGCUGCCAACCAGACAAACUGUAAUAGCCAAGACAUGUAACGUCUUGCUAAAUCUCCUUUGUGGCGUGACAAAUACCUCGUCAAAAUUAAACCAGAUCAGUCCAGGAGUCAGCGUAGAGGACGUCCUCUCGAUUGUCAUGACGGUUGAGAUUGCUCCUCGCUACUGGCUGUCUGACCUCUGCUAUGAGUCAUUGGACAAAGAACUAGCGAUGUAUCUCUUGCAGAAGUACUCUCGAAUCAACCUGCAGUAUCUUUCAAUCCACUCUCUCAUAAUGUUAACCACAAUUAACACUGUAAUCUGCCAACGAGCUCUUCUCCAGUUCAUGCAACACACAUUUGAUGCCUUUCUUGACCGCGUAUCCUCGAAGCAGAUCGUUUCAACCAACAAUGCACCUUAUUUCAUCAAUUCUAGCAACAUAAGCUUGCUUGCAGCCAAGUCUAUCUCCGUGUACGGUGUCUCCUCGUUUCCAGAGGUCACUGGCUCAUUUAAACUGGAGGGGCGGCCUGUUCACAAUGUGGACAGGGCUCGUGACUUCCCUCCGUUAUGUACUAUACUUCGCACUCUUCAGUUGACUGACAUAAUCUCAAGGAGGAGCAUGCGCCUAGAGCUGUUGUCCUAUUCCAUGCUAAUUGUUCGAGACGGAGCAGAGAAGAUGACAGGCCAGCACCAAAGCGUCUCUUUGGGCAUGCCGCAGCAAGAUACUAGGCUCUUCCUUCCAAUCUAUAUUGAUAGAGAUCCAAGUGUCAAUAGGAAUUUACUACAAUACUAUAAAACAAUUAGGUAUGGCAAGUAUGUAAUUAUCUAUUCUCUGGAUGGAAAAUUUAUAGGACGGAUUGUCCAGUGA